GACCGACCUAAAGGGGCCAGGCGUGGAGUCUGCCAUGUCGCUGUGCCUAUCCCCUAGCUAGCUUUUAGUAUAUGUUCCCCCCAAAUUUAGAGGGCAGUAAAUGACCCAUAUCUUAAAUAGAUAGCUAAAGAGCCAUGGACAUAUUCUGGCAUAAAUGCAGGGUUAAAUGUUACUAGGGUUACAGGCUUUGUUGUUGUUAGCUAGACUGCUAAUUUAGCUAACGUCGUUAGCUAUAUAACUAGCUAUUCAGAGCUAACGAGCGGUGCUAGGUUAGCAAGACAAAUAGCUAGUUAUCUAGACUAGUCAGCAAGACAAAUAGCUAAUUAUCUAGACUAGUUAGCUACCAAGUUGACCAGACAAGAGACCAUUCCGCGAAAGGAGAGAAGUCACGGAGACGUGACGCCAAGGUUCAUCUAAACGAGAAUCUCCUGUCAGAGGGACCACAUGGAGACGGAGAACAUUCCUCACCCUUACGAGGACAACCGAGAUGCAGAGCGCCAGAGUCGUCAGUCCCUCAACAGGAGCACGGCUGGGAAAGGUUCCGAGGCGUCGGUACGAACUCUGAAACGGGACAAGAGUCGGGACGGAGAAAGAGGUGAGAGGGACAGCUGUGCUGGGGACCAGGCUAAGACAAGGACACAGGAAGUGGAUCCAGACCGGGACCGCAUGUCAGACAGAGAGCAUCGGCGGAGCAGCUCUUUCUACUCUGAGGACUACGAGAAUCUAACACCCUCGGAACACACGCUGUCACCCUACUCCCGUACGCCCUCCCCCAGCCCUCGCAGAAAAGGACCUCACGCCAAGAGGGUCUCCAGCAGUCCUCUACACAAAACAGGCGUCCGUCGGGGUGUGUCUCGCCCUCCCCGUGUGGGUGCCCAGCCCCAGCGGGCUCAGCGUUGGGGGGUACGGACCGAGUCCCAGAGCCUGAUCAAGGACACCACGGCACCCCCUAAAGAUCUUGACCUGGUGACCAAGCGCAUGCUGUCGGCCCGCCUGUUGAAGAUCAGCGAGCUACGCAACGCCCUGGCAGAGCUACAGCUCCACACCGACCAGAUAACUAAGGAGAACCGCACCCUCAGACAGCUCCAGCACCGCCAGGAGAGGGCGCUGCAGCGAUACGACGACACGGAGAGUGAGAUCGCCCAGCUGCUGUCGCGCCACGCCAACGAGACCACAGCUCUGCGGGAACGUCUACGGCGGACACAGGAGAGGGAGCGGGACGCUGAGAGGCGACUCAAAGACACACAGUCCCAGCUGCAGCGUAGCCAGUCGUCCCUGGCUCGUCUGAGGCGUCUGGCAGAACAGCAGGAGUUAGGUCCCAGGGAGGAGCUCACCAGGAGACUGGAGCAGGAGAGGGCCAAGGACCAGGAGAACCAGCUAAAGAUCAAGGAUCUGGAGCGCAGAGUGGAACUGAGCAGCAGUAGUUACCAGAGACAGCUAGCUACAGAGAGGAGGAAGACCAUCAGUACCCAGGACCAGGUCUCAGACCUGCAGGAGGAGGUGGAACGACUCAGCAACAAACUCAAGGAGAAAGAGAGGGAACUGGACACUAGGAACAUCUAUGCCAACCGCUUGUUGAAACCAUCGCCCAGGAACACAGACAACACCACAAAGAGGAAAGGCCCCAGUACGUCCAGCUCGAAGGCAGUACAGACAGUGAACGAGAACUUGAGUCUCGACUUCCCAUCACCGCCCCCGGCCGUCACCGAGGGCAACUAUCACUACAACGACCAAGCCCCCGAUGACUACCUGUCACUCAAGCCAGGUGUCUCUAGUACACCUUACAGCUCUAGGGAGGUUGACAUGGCAGAGCGAAGGCCGAAGGAGACUGAGCAGAGAAAGGAGAGAGGGGAGCGAGAGAGGGUACAGAAGGAGAGCGAGAGGGAGAAGCAGAGGAUUGACCUGGAGUUGGACACACUUGAGGAAAAGACCAAGAGACUGAGAGAUG
This is a messenger RNA of Oncorhynchus masou masou (cherry salmon), 1948 nucleotides long. It is a transcript of the gene lca5, whose product is annotated as lebercilin LCA5. The annotation marks the transcript as partial. Gene Ontology annotation, biological process: intraciliary transport. The record is from RefSeq and is a predicted model, not a curated record. The transcript is spliced from 9 exons. Gene Ontology annotation, cellular component: axoneme. NCBI's taxonomy places the organism in Eukaryota, Metazoa, Chordata, Actinopteri, Salmoniformes, Salmonidae.